Molecule: messenger RNA, 318 nt
Organism: Colletotrichum paranaense
Lineage: Eukaryota; Fungi; Ascomycota; Sordariomycetes; Glomerellales; Glomerellaceae
Exons: 2
Coding region: 1-318 (105 amino acids)
Source: RefSeq, a predicted model, not a curated record
AUGAACCGUGGGAACACGACCUCAUCAUCUGCCAUGGCGAGUAAUGAGAAUGAAACUUGCGGCUGCAUCGAUGAUGGCUACUCCGGCAGGUGGGACUUCAGAACUUGCACUCAUUGCGGUGGGCACGAAAGAAAUCCAUGCAAAACCUGCGACUCCCGAGGUGUAGUCAGAGUCCCCUGCCCUCAUGGGGCUGCUGGUCAAGCUCAAGCUCUGAGUUCUCGGCCAAGAGCCGAUGAUCAGAACAACAAACCGGGACCCAAGGGACCGACGGGACCGACAGGCCCGGGUCAAGGUGUUGCCGGUGCCGGCUGCCACUAA